AUGUCACAAGAACAUAGUUCAACAAAUGAUAGUAAUUCAUCAAUGAAUGAAUUUUCACCAUCAUCACCACCACCACCACAAUCACAAUCACAAUCACAACAGCCAAGAAAUUCUCUUCAAUAUGAUUAUGAACAAGAUCAACGAUUAAAUUCAAUGAAAUUUGAAAAAAUAAUUUAUGAUUCAGCACCUAUUGCACGUAAUACAAUCGAAAAUAAUCGAGUGAGAAUUGUUAAUUAUCGUGGUAUUAAAUUAACAUCAUUUAAUGUUGAUGGUCGUCAAUUAUUAUGUUUACCACAAGCAUUUGAUUUUUUUCUUAAAAAUUUAGUUGGUGGUUUACAUACAGUUUAUACAAAAUUAAAACGUUUAGAAAUUAUUCCAAUUGUAUGUAAUGUUGAACAAGUUAGAAUUUUACGUAGUCUUGGUGCUAUACAACCAGGUGUUAAUCGAUGUAAACUUCUUGCACCAAAUGAAUUCGAUAUUCUAUAUGAUGAUUGUACGAAUUCAGGUUCACGACCAGGUCGACCACCAAAACGUAAUUCUUCCUUUCAAACAGAUGAUUAUACCGAUGAAAAACGUUUAAAAUUUGCAUCAAAUUUAUUACUUCAUUCAUUUUCGGAUUAUAAUAAAUAUCCUAUUCAUUCAAACAAUAAUAAUUAUCUAUCAAAUUCAUCUUCAACAAAUGGAAAUCAUUUAUUUUUAUAUAAUACAUCAGCAUUUACUCCAACAUUAUUACAUUCUCAUCAGUCAAAUAAUAUUCGAUCAUCAACAACGACAACAACAACAACACAUCAAUCGAUUUCUUCUAAUCAAUCACGCUCUUUUACUAUUGAUGCAAUGCUUAGUAAUAAUCGAGAUCGUUUAACAAAACCUAUUGAUCUAUCAAUGACGACUAUCGACCAAGCAUCAUCAAUAUUAUCUGCACCCACACCACCGCCACAACCAUCAACAACAGCAGCAGCGUCUGUAAAUUUUUUUCAUAUAAAAAAUAUGAUAGAAUUAACAAUAGAAAAUGCUCGUCUACGUGAAAAACAACUUGAAACUGAAAUUACUGAUCUUAAAACUGAAAUAACAAAAGAACAAGAUUGUAGACAAAAACUUGAACAAGAUUUUCUUCAAUUACAACGUGUUCGAAAUAUUCUAAUCAAGAAAUUAAAACGUCUUAAUCGAUCAAAUGGUUGUUCGAAUAGUAAAACUAAUCUACUAGAUAAAUCACCAUCGAAUAAUACAAUACAAAUUGAAUCAAUUUAA
Messenger RNA from Adineta steineri, 1248 nucleotides. NCBI's taxonomy places the organism in Eukaryota, Metazoa, Rotifera, Eurotatoria, Adinetida, Adinetidae. The record is from the annotation of a GenBank genome assembly.